Papaver somniferum (opium poppy) is the source of this 2388-nucleotide messenger RNA. RefSeq lists its product as uncharacterized. The record is from RefSeq and is a predicted model, not a curated record. Gene Ontology annotation, biological process: DNA integration. Bases 1 to 2388 code for a protein of 795 amino acids. Lineage: Eukaryota; Viridiplantae; Streptophyta; Magnoliopsida; Ranunculales; Papaveraceae. The transcript has 3 exons. Gene Ontology annotation, molecular function: nucleic acid binding.
AUGGUGGAGGAUUUGAUCAAUGAAAUGUUACACUCUGGCAUCAUACAACCUAGUCACAGUCCUUUUACUGUUCCUAUCCUCUUAGUCAAAAAGAAAGACAAUACUUGGAGGUUUUGUGUGGAUUAUAGAAGACUCAAAAUCAUUACAAUCAAAGACAAAUUUCCCAUUCCAGUUAUAGAUGAACUCAAGGGUGUUGUUUGGUUUACAAAGAUUGAUUUAAGGUCUGGGUACCACCAAAUCAGGGUCUACUUUGAAGACAUUUACAAGACUGCUUUCAGAACACAUCAGGACCAUUAUGAAUUUAAAGUAAUGCCUUUUGGCCUCACCAAUGCAGCAGCCACUUUCCAAGCUCUUAUGAAUGACAUCUUUAAACAUCACUUAAGAAAGUUCAUUCUUGUGUUCUUUGAUGAUAUUCUGGUAUUUAGCCCCAUCUUGGAGGAUCAUAUCAACCAUUUAGAGUUAACCUUGAGCAUUCUGAGGAAGCACCAACUGUUUGCCAACUUCUCCAAAUGCUUCUUUUCUCAACAAGAAUUAGAGUAUUUGGGACAUAUAAUAUCCGCAGAGGGUGUCAAAGCUGACCCUACAAAAGUUUCAGCAAUGACUACUUGGCCUACCCCUUCAACUAUUAAGGAGUUAAGAGGCUUUCUUGUACUGACUGGAUAUUACAGGAAAUUUGUCAAAAACUAUGGCAUCAUCAGCAGACCACUGACUGACUUGCUCAAGAAAAAUGCAUUUCAAUGGACCCCAGCUGCUUCCAUUGCUUUUCAACAUCUCAAGACAUCCAUGUCUACUACUCCAGUUUUAGCUCUACCUGAUUUCACCAAAGAUUUCAUUCUUGAUGCUGAUGCAUGUGAUAAUGGCAUUGGUGUUGUUUUAUUACAAGAUGGAAAACCCAUAACAUUCUUUAGCCAACCUUUGGGUUCAAAGGCUGGUGCUCUAUCCACAUAUGAAAAGGAGAUGAUUGUCAUUGCUCAAGCUGUCACUAGAUGGAGACAUUACUUACAGGGCCAUCACUUUAUCAUCUCAACUGACCAUCAAAGUAUUAAGUACAUUCUUGAACAGAAAAUCACUACAGUACUCCAGCAAAAAUGGGUAAUCAAAUUACUGGGUUUUGACUAUGAGAUUAGGUAUAAAAAGCUAAUGGUGAAUACUUCCGCAGUGCCAUACUUUACAUAUGUUGAUGGUAUCUUAAGAUACAAGAACAGAUUGUACAUUGGCAGUGGAGCAAAUACUAGAACCACCAUCCUGGCUUCUGUGCAUUCAUCUUCAGUAGGUGGCCACUCUGGUAUACAAGCCUGGAAGCACAUAUCAAUGGACUUCAUUGAGGGCCUACCUGCAAGUGAGAGAAGAACUAUGAUUCUGGUGUUUGUUGAAAGACUAACAAAAUAUGCACACUUCAUUGCUCUGGUUCACCUAUAUACUGCCAUCACAGUGGCCAAAGAGUUCAUCAACCAAAUUUUCAGAUUGCAUGGCCUGCCUGCUUCAAUUGUUUCUGAUAGGGACAAGGUUUUCACCAGAUUAUUUUGGCAAGAUCUUUUCAGAGCUCUCAGCACAAGUCUCAACCUUAGCACAUCAUAUCAUCCUCAAUCUGAUGGCCAAACAGAGAGAGUUACCGCUUGCUUAGAAAAUUACUUAAGAUGUAUGACUGGCCACAAGCCUAAGCACUGGUUCAAAUGGCUUCCACUAGUAGAAUGGUGGUAUAACACUAACUUUCAUACAAGCAUUAGGAUGAGCCCCUUCAAGUCCUUGUAUGGAUAUGAACCACCUCAUCUUGCCUUUUCCUCCACAACCACCACUUCUAUCAAGGCAGUUGAAGAUUACUUGAAGUAUAGAGAUGCAACCUUAGAUAUUUUGAAGGAGUCUCUCCACAAAGCACAAGAAAGUAUGGUACACUAUGCUAAUGAGAAGAGAGUUGACAAGUCCUUUCAAGUAGGUGAUGCAGUCUACCUCAAACUCCAACCAUAUAGACAAUCUUCUAUUGCACCCAGAAAGAAUUUGAAGCUCUCUGCCAAAUAUUAUGGCCCAUUCUUGGUUCUCCAGAAGAUAGGCUCAAUAGCCUACAAACUUCAACUGCCUCUUAGCUCCAGAAUACACCCUAUCUUUCAUGUCUCCCAGUUGAAAAAGUUCAUAAAAAGUCAUACAUUCCUUAUGCUCAGUUACCAGUGGUGGAUGAUGCUGGUUAGAUUGUACUUCAUCCAGCUAUUAUCCUUGACACUAGAAGCAUCACAAGACAUGGCAGAACUGUGGAUCAACUGCUUAUCCAAUGGACUAAUUCUACAACUGAGGAUGAUACUUGGGAGGAUACUACAGAUAUCUCUGCUCAUUUUCCAAAUUUCAAUCCUUGAGGACAAGGAUUUGGUAGAGGGGAUGGUAUUGUCAUAUACCUAA